CUGGUGAAAACAGCUUAUCUCGCAUAGCAGUCUAACGGGCUCGAAAAGCCUGGCCUGCACAUUCGAUGGCGAGCUUCCGGCGUUGCUUUGCGGGGCGAACAUGUAGUCAACCAGCCAUCAGGCGAAGUUUGGCGCCAGGGCUGGGCGAUGCUGGCCCGCUGAUAAGCACGAGCCUAGCUGCGGUCAAGGUGUGCCGGCUUGUAACGUUAGCAGACCCCGGCUUUCAGGGGCUCGUCGAGCAGCGUCAGUCGACGCUCACUGGACCCCACCAGCCCUCGGUCCGCGGCGCUGCGCACCACCCGGCGGUUGAGCGGCACCCCGGGCGGCGGCAGCAGCCGCCUGCAGCCCCGCCCGCCCAGCCACCGCGCACUGGCACGCAAGACCGCGCUGUCAGCAAGUAUCUCAUCAACUCAAUCAUGACCGCGGGCUCCUGGCAACAGCUGGCGGAUCUGGCCCACGCCAACGCGCUAUCCUUUAACCAUGUCCACAUCAGCGCGCUCGUGUGCCGGCUGCCCAAACUGGUGCCCAGUCCGCACGGCCUGGAGGUCUCGGAGCGAGGCCGCUUCUCCCGCUUCCUGGGCGAGGUGUCGGAGCUGGUGGCGCAGCGGCUGCCCACGUUUGACCCGCGCGCGGUGGCCAACGUGCUUUGGGCGGUGUGCAAGCUGGGCUACAGCCCCGCACCGCCGCUGCUGAACCAGUUCCUGUUCGAGGCGUACGUGCGCAUGGAAAAGUUUAACGCGCAGGAGCUGGCCAACCUGUCGUGGGCGCUGGCAACUCUGGCAGCCAUGGGCCGGCAGCCUGUGCCGGCGUGGCUGCGCAAGUUCAUAUCGGCAGCGAAGCUGCACGUGGACGAGCUCAAGCCGCAGGAACUGGCGCACAUGGCCUGGGCGCUCUCCAGGCUGUGCCCGCCACCUGCAGACGGCGAGGCGGCGUCAGCCGGGGCGUCACCAGCUGCAGGGCUAGCGCCGGCGAGCGAGGCCGCCUCUGCCUCCGGCAGCGCCAGCAGUGGCGCCAGCAGCAGCGGUAGCCCGUACGCGGAGUCUCUGCCGGGACUGGUGUCGGCGCUGUGCUCGCGCGCCGCCGCCUGCAUGUACCGUUUCAGCAACGGCGAGAUCGUGAUGGCGGUGACGGCGCUGCACCGGCUAGACCCCGUGGCGGCGCGGGGCCUGGCGGCGGCGGCGCUGCCACAUCUGCUGCGGGCGUGCUCACUGCCGCCUUCAGGCUCGGUCUCGUCGGGAGCAGGCCGUCGCGACUACCAGAGCUCUGGGAGUCCUUCGGCGCCGGCUUCGCCGUCUUGGCGCUGUGACCUGUCGGGCCAGGACCUGGCGAACAUGUGGUUUGUGCUGGGCAGGUCCGCCGCACUGGCCGCUCCGAAGCAUCCUGGUGCAGCGGGCUCAGCAGCCGCAGACCCUGUGACCGGAGCACCGCGGCUCGGCACAGCAGCUGCAGGAGCCAUGCACGGCAGUGGCUCUGCGGCGGCGGCAGCGCCUCCCGCGCCGGCGCCGCGGCACCACCUGUAUGCUCUGGUGGAGGUGACGGGGCGAUCGGCGCACCUGCUCACCGCGCAGGGGCUGUGCACGGUGCUGGUGGCGUUUGCCAGGCUGAAGAUCCGGCCGGGGGCAGACACCACCCGCGCGCUGCUGCAGCGCUUUCACCAGGUGCUGCCUGCCCAAGCCAGCUUCCAGUGCGUGUCGGUGUCGCUGUGGGCGCUGGCGCGGCUGGACCUGGGGCCCGACGCCGCCACCAUGGAGCUACUGCUGCACUGCGCUGCGCUGCAGGCGCCCGCAGCCAAGUCGUCAGAGAUGCUGGCGCUGAUGUGGGCGCUGACGCGGCUGGGCUUCUGCCCGCCGGCGGACUGCCUUAACCGCCUGGGGGCGCGGCUGACGGCGCUAGCUACACGGCUGCGGGCGCACGGGCUGCAGGUGGUGGUUGCAGCUUACAGCGCGUUCGGCGCGCGCCUGCCGCCGGCGCUGCGGGAUGCGGUGCUCGCGGCCGCUGGCGCCCCCGUCAGCGGUGGCCCGCUGCUGCCGCACAGGAGCAGCAGUGAGGGCGGAUUCAGGAGCCUGGUCGCGCAUGAGUCCGAGGUGCCAUCGAUUCAUCACACCGUGCCUCAAGGACAGCGCAGGCGGUCUCCUGACAUCUUUGCGGAGCUGCCGCCCACCUCGGCGGUGCGCCUGCUGUCCACGCUGGCAGGCGUGUCGGUGCGCCAGGCGCCCAGCUCCCGCGGCCGCGCUGCUGCCAAGCACUCGGCGGCACGGCUGCGCGCGCGGCUCGCGCCGCGCCGCCACGCGCUGACCCGCGGCCUUGAGCGGGCCACGGGCGGCCGUCUGGCUGGCCUGUCUACGGACGCGCUGUGUGCGCUGCUCCUGUCCAUAUCCCGGCUAUGCAUGCGGCCGGGGGCGGCCUACAUGCAGGAGCUGCAGGCCGUGCUGGAGGUGCGGUCGGCGCAGCUGGCGCCCUGGCAGGCCGGCGGCCUGCUGGCGGCACUCGCGCGGCUGCGGCUGCCGCCGCCCGGUGCGUGGCUGCAGCGCGUUCUGGCGGGGCUGGAAGGCAGCUAUGAGCAGCUGAGCGCGCAGCAGCUGCUGGGGCUGGUGCACUCGCUGGCGGCACUGCACUUCCGGCCGACGGCGGGAUGGAUGGCGAAGUACCUGCAGCACUGCCUGUCGCGGCAGGAGGAGUGGCCGGUGGACGGGCUACGCCGGCUGCUGCGCUCGCUUGGUGCGCUGGGCCUGCAGCUGCGCGGGCGGCCGUGCCAAGCGCUGCUGGCGCUGGUGCGGGCGAACCGGGGCGAAAUGCUGCACGCCGUGGGAACGCGGCAGCGGGCGCUGAGGGCGUCGUCGGCUGUUGCAGCUGCGGCGGAUGCGGUAGCGGUUGGCAAUGGGCGGCCACACAGGCAUGGCUGCAAGCGCGUCGGCAAAGGAAGGCUCGGCAGGCCAGCCAGUAAGCUGGGCAAGGGCAUGUGUACCGGCGUGGAGAGCGGUGCGGAGGAGGUGCGGGGGCGCACAAGCUCAUCUUGUGACCUCAAGCGCAUUGUGCUCCGCACAACGGACUCUGGCGCGGCGGGGCUGGGCGGCGGCGUGCGGCUGCAGCUGCCAGCUGGAAGCAGCCGGGCGACGGCGCGAGCGGUGGCUGCUGACGCCGGCGUACGGCUCAAACGCAGCCUGUGCACGGUGUGUGUGGACUUGGAGCAGUGUGUAAUCUAGAUGGGCAGUAGGCGGUGCGCGCCACACUGUCACACAUGCUCCAGAACACAGCGUGGUCUUCGGCCGCAGUGUUAGGCAAUCGAGCUGCUGAAUAUAGCAGAGCAGGAGCGUGUUUCAUUGUAUAAUGAAGCUUGGAUUAAAAGUGGCGCUUGUACAAUGUGAAGAUAGAGCGGUUAGUGCCCGGCGGAGGCGAAAAGGCGUGCUGUGUGCGGCGACGGCCGGGGCUGGCCGUGCCUGAUGUGUACAGCUUGAGGACAGGGAGGUGAGCACGUUGCGUGGACGAGGGAGAAGAUUUCGUUUACAUAAUGCUUUAGGACUCGAAAGGUGAUUGGAGAAAGCGAAGGGAUUCCGCAGCUAUCACCCCGCGGUUGCUGGUCGGGUUGCUGGUAUGGCACGCGAAGGGGUGGUGGCGUCUGUAGCUGUGCCAUAGGAUCGGUUCGUCUCCCGGCGGCGCUGGCAAAGACUAUUUUCACAAGGUGGGCAUACAGUGGUAUUUGGUGACAUUGCUUUACUUUUCUGUAAACCGCGCUGCCU
Chlamydomonas reinhardtii is the source of this 3737-nucleotide messenger RNA. RefSeq lists its product as uncharacterized. Lineage: Eukaryota; Viridiplantae; Chlorophyta; Chlorophyceae; Chlamydomonadales; Chlamydomonadaceae. Gene Ontology annotation, molecular function: RNA binding. The transcript is spliced from 5 exons. Bases 66 to 3203 code for a protein of 1045 amino acids. The record is from RefSeq and is a predicted model, not a curated record. Gene Ontology annotation, cellular component: ribonucleoprotein granule; mitochondrial matrix. Gene Ontology annotation, biological process: mitochondrial RNA processing; regulation of mitochondrial mRNA stability; chloroplast rRNA processing.